AUGGCCAGUACUUUCAAGUAUUAUCCUGAAACGCUCGGUAAUUCUAAUGGUUAUCCAAUAAACCUGCCUUUUCCAAAAGGUUCGGUUGCUCCCGCUGUUAAUAUCGCUAGGCAACCACCAAAAUAUCUGGGACAUGUUCCAUCUCAAUCGGUUCAUACUCAGUUACCAUCCAUGGCUUCUCUAGGUUAUUUCAACCAGCCAAGCUCUAACUAUUAUCCUCUACCUGCACCACUUCAACAGCACCAACAGCCACCUAUCCUUCCCCCUCCGGGCGUAAUGUACACUAGUAAUAAUAACAAUAAUGUUAUUCCUCCUCCGGCUCAGAUGAUUCAAGAUGGAAACCAACAAUCUGACCAAGUAAACGGGGGCGUUAGUGAGAACCUGGAUUACGAUAUAUCUAUAAUGUCAAAAUUCAUCAUGGAAAACGCCUUUGUUGCCUUCAAUGCCAACUAUAGCAUUGAUGAUCAGACGACUGACUUAUUCUUCAAGGGUAUAUCCUCUGUAUUGAAUGCAACAAGACUACCUUCUGCUACAAUCUUUUUGGCUAUCGAUUAUCUUUUCAAAUAUAUCAAUAAGUUAUCCAAUGGGAUUCAUUCAAUUGGCGGUAAUUCAAUCAAUAUUAUUUAUCAAAACACCAUGAUUGCCUUUAUAUUGGCGAACAAGUUCAAUGAUGACAAAACUUUUACCAAUAGCUCAUGGUCGCAAGCAACAGGAAUACUCAUAGGUAUUAUUAAUGAUUUCGAGAGACAAUGGUUGAAAAUAUUCAAUUGGGAAUUGUAUGACAAUGGGUUUCUCUAUUAUGAGUUCGUGAAAAGUUUUCAAAUUUUCAAACAAAAUCAAUUUAAACCCAUUACAACGGCACCUACAUUGCUGUCACCGAUUAUCAAUGUUGGUGAUACGAGAAAUGGAAAUUUUACAUUGAAGCCAACUUCCACGAACAAUCCAUUAUCUCCAGUCUCCAAUUAUGAAACCCCGAUGCUGAUGUCAAAUAACAUGUUUUCAUCGCCCUCCUAUCAAGGUAAUCCAAGAUCCGAUUUCUCUGGAGCAAAUUCUUAUUACAAUUACUACAAUUACAACCAACCAAGACAGAAUUACUAUCAACAGUUCCCCAAUAUAUAUUCUUCACCCAUUUCAGAAACUCAGUUUGAUUACGAUUUUUACAAUUUCAGUAAUCAACAACUACAGCAACAACAGCAACAACAGCAACACUCAUUUUUACCUACCGCUCCACAAUUGCCUCCACCUCGCGUUCAUCAGUCUUACAACCAUCAUCUUGGCUGGAAGUCGAUGGAUGACUCGGUGAAUCAUUCAAGAUUUGAACGAAACUACUUUCCGUACUCGGCAGUAUAUUAG
Molecule: messenger RNA, 1353 nt
Organism: Saccharomyces kudriavzevii IFO 1802
Lineage: Eukaryota; Fungi; Ascomycota; Saccharomycetes; Saccharomycetales; Saccharomycetaceae
Gene: CLG1
Product: Clg1p
Exons: 1
Coding region: 1-1353 (450 amino acids)
Biological process (GO): regulation of cyclin-dependent protein serine/threonine kinase activity
Cellular component (GO): cyclin-dependent protein kinase holoenzyme complex; nucleus
Molecular function (GO): cyclin-dependent protein serine/threonine kinase regulator activity; protein kinase binding
Source: RefSeq, a predicted model, not a curated record